UAUAGGAGUAGUCAAUUUUCUUUUGUGCUCUCUUUAUUUCACUACAAGUAGUCUUUGAAUAUAUAGAGAUGGGUGCAGGAAACUCUCCAUGUGCUUCAUGCAAGCUGCUUAGACGCCGUUGCGCCAAGGAUUGCAUAUUUUCUCCUUACUUCCCUUGUGAUGAUCCUCACAAAUUUGCCAUUGUUCAUAAGGUCUUUGGUGCCAGCAAUAUCAGCAAAAUGUUACAGGAGCUUCCGGUGCAUGAAAGAGCGGAUGCAGUGAGCAGUUUAGUGUAUGAAGCAAAUGCAAGAAUGAGAGAUCCUGUAUAUGGCUGUGUGGGUGCAAUAUCUUACUUGCAGAACCAGGUCUCCCAGUUGCAAAUGCAGCUUGCAAUGGCUCAAGCUGAAAUACUUUGCAUCCAGAUGCAAUCUGAGUCACCAUCAGCUCCAGCUCCAGCUCCAGCUUUGCCCGUCACCCCACAUGAAUUAGUAACAGAUGAUCAUGACAAGUCUUUUUUUGUAUCAGAUCAGUACCUCAACUUUGACUCCAGCUCCCACAAAUGUUGUAAUUCUCAAGACGGACUCUUUCUUUGGAGAUAAAAAAAACUAAACCCCCACUUUUAGUAUGCUGCCUGAUUAAUUUUGUUUUCAUCACUUAGAAUUAGUU
This is a messenger RNA of Solanum dulcamara, 645 nucleotides long. Its product is annotated as LOB domain-containing protein 12-like. The record is from RefSeq and is a predicted model, not a curated record. The coding region runs from base 69 to 578 and encodes 169 amino acids. Lineage: Eukaryota; Viridiplantae; Streptophyta; Magnoliopsida; Solanales; Solanaceae. The transcript is spliced from 2 exons.